GAUAGUUACAAAGGGGUAGAGAAUAGUUUUGCUAAAUGUCAUUCUGACAUUUUGAUCGUCCCUCCAACCUCCAUCUUAUUUUUCGGCCUUGUUUGUUUAUGGCUUGAUUCGCUCUGCUCUAAUUGUGAAUUUGUGAAUUGUUUACCAACAUUUUGGAGAAAACCUUGAACUAUGGAUGAAUCAAUGGAAUCUCUGACUCAGCCAGAUCUGGUUUACCCACAAACCGCUCAGCCGAUGGAAACUGCUCCAGCAAGUAUGGCUCCAUCAUCAGGUCCUCAAGCCGGCAGACACGAAGAGUUCUCUGUAGAGAAGGUUCUGGAUCGUAGGAUGAAGAAUGGCAAAGUUGAAUAUUUACUCAAGUGGAAGGGUUAUUCUGAUGACGACAACACUUGGGAACCAGAGGACAACCUCGACUGUCCUGAACUCAUAUCUGCAUAUGAAGAAGCUCGUAUGAAGAGGGAGAAGGAAGCUGCCGCGGCUGCCUCUGCUGCUGCAGCCGCUGCUGCAGCUGCUGCAGCUGCCGCCACUGCCGCUGCUGCUCCUGACCCUAUAGAAGAGAACUUGGCUAGCCGUAAGAGGAGUAGGAGAGCAGAGAAGAAGAAAAAAAAUGAGGUAAUACAAGAGAUUGAGAAGCCACGUGGGUUAGCGCGCGGCCUAAUGCCUGAGAAGAUUCUAGCUGGUCAACUGUUUCAUGGAACUUUAUUCUUUUUGGUCAAAUGGCACAAUUGUACAGAUUUCGACGUGGUACCGGGCCAUGAUUUGGGUGAAGCCUACCCGGAGUUUGUCAUAAAUUACUACGAGGCGUGUGCGCCGUUUAGUGUCAGACAUAAAGUCGGCAAGAUUAUGAGAAUAGCACCAGAGUUGCCUUCAGGAGUUACAUCAACAGCAGAACCAAUGGAUGUGCCAGCAGAAUUAGCUGCUAUACCGACAGAGACAGCCCAAGAAACUACCCAAGGACUACCAACAGAUGAUGCGUCCCAGCCUUUAGAAGUUCCAGUCAACUGACCAUCGUUCUACAACGCUCGUAACAGCGACUACUAAGUGAGAAAGACUUACAAGUGAACUGUAGGACUUAAUAUAAUUUUAAAUAUAUCUACUGACAUGCAUAGUAUGUUUAAGUUAUGAAAAUAAUGAGUCAUAAUCGUAAUUUAAAGUUGUUUAGUUUAACCCGGAAGAUAGAUCUAUGCGAGACACGAUAUAUUUUCUAUGGUGUCUCAAAUACCGGCAAUCAUGAGGUUAAAUGUCCUGUAGGUCUACUCCGGUUCUCGAAUGCGAAGUUUCGUUUGAUUUGCGGCGGCAAACAACGUUUUCGGAACCAUAGACAA
Messenger RNA from Spodoptera litura, 1325 nucleotides. Its product is annotated as chromobox protein homolog 1. The record is from RefSeq and is a predicted model, not a curated record. NCBI's taxonomy places the organism in Eukaryota, Metazoa, Arthropoda, Insecta, Lepidoptera, Noctuidae. Gene Ontology annotation, cellular component: nucleus.